AUGGAGGCUCUUCAUCGUCAGGUUUUACCAUUCCUAUUGAGGCACCUGAAAGAGGAUGUAUUGCAAGGUCUUCCACCUAAGAUCAUCCAAGAUUACUACUGUGAACCGAGUCCGCUACAGGUUCAGUUAUAUAAAGAAUUCGCCAAGUCUCAGGGCAAGAAAGGUUUGGAGGAAACAGUUUCUCACAUCGAUGAAGAAAACAAAAACGAGAAACCAACCAAAGAUAAUCCUCACGUUUUCCAGGCUCUUCAGUACCUGCGCAAGCUAUGCAACCACCCGCUUUUGGUUCUCACUGCCAAUCAUCCAGAAUACACCAAAGUUAUGGACCAAUUACAUCAACAACAUGUCUCCAUCCGGGACAUUCAGCAUGCCGCCAAACUUGUUGCUCUCAAGCAGCUACUGAUGGAUUGUGGGAUAGGAGUUGGCUCCUCAUCCCCAGGCUCCAGUGAUCUGUCUUCUGACCCGGUUGUGUCCCAACACUGGGUGUUGUUGUUUUAUGAUGAUGGAAGUACGCCUGCAGGCUCGCGUUACUCGCUCGUGCAAAGAUUUAACAACGAUCCAUCAAUCGACAUUCUAUUGUUGACGACACAUGUUGAGGGACUGGGAUUGAAUUUGACUGGUGCCGACACGGUCAUCUUCGUGGAGCACGACUGGAAUCCAACGAAGGACCUACAAGCCAUGGACCGAGCUCGUCGUAUUGGACAGAAGAAGGUUGUAAACGUGUACAGGUUAAUUACACGGGGAACACUCGAGGAAAAGAUUAUGGGACUCCAGAAGUGUCAACUGAACAUCGCCAACACAGUGAUCUCGCAAGACAGCUCAAGCCUAUUGACCAUGGAUACUGGACAACUCCUGGAUCUCUUUCCAGUUGACCAAGAAAAGAAGAGAGAAAAACCAAGCGCACAACAGUCAAAUGCACCUGGGAAGACUUCGCUCAAAACUAUGAUUGAAAAUUUGGGAGAGCUAUGGGACGAGGAACAGUAUGAAACAGAAUACAAUUUAGACAACUUCAUUGGUUCGCUGAAGUGAAAAAUAGUUUGCGUCAUUUUUGGGAUAGAUGAUUUUCAGUUUAACAACCUUGCCUUAUGUCUGUGUUAGCAGAGGCGAAGUUGUCCUGGUCAUUGAAGUUUACCUUAAGCAGCUAUAAAGAUCCAGAAAGGAGAACCGAGGUUAAUCGUAAGGUUAAACAUCCCCUCGGGUCGUUGCCCCGCAUUUUCCGAAAGGAAGUUUCUUCAACAGCUUAUGAAGUGACAAAGAAAACAAAUAAGCAAACAGACUAAAAAAGCAAAUUUUGAUUUGACAUUCUCAAAUUGAAAAUGUAAACAUUUUGUAAGUAAUAGGCUGGAUUUCAUAAAGUUAGCUCGCGCUAGCAUAUUAGUAAAAUAACAAGAACACAGAGUAAUUUGAACGCAGCUAGUGUAUAUUCGGGCAUUGGACGUCGGGCUCCAGGAAAGACAAUGUCCUUUGUUUGUGAUUUAGUUCAAAUUCCCUCUUACGAAACGAAACAUUUUUGGUGAUGUCAAU
This is a messenger RNA of Pocillopora verrucosa, 1524 nucleotides long. Lineage: Eukaryota; Metazoa; Cnidaria; Anthozoa; Scleractinia; Pocilloporidae. The record is from RefSeq and is a predicted model, not a curated record.